CCGAUUCAUUGCCCCUUCUUCCCCUCCCUCUCUGUCCCUCUCAUCGUGCCCCUCCCUUCCCAAAGUUCAUUCGAACUUGGCAGCACCCACCACCGCUCUUGGCGGCUCCACUCCACACUCCAUUGUCCCUUGGUGGCUUUCUCAUUGAUGAGCACGUAAAUAUCAAAUUCUCUUGCUCCACCUUCCCCUCUUCUCGCCCUCUCCCUUUUGAUUGCUCUGUUUGAUGGUUUGCUGUAACGAGUAUCAUUCGGUGACAAAACAAACCAAUAUAAACGAGUCGAAUAAUCAUUCAAAAUCUUUAAAUUUGGGAAGGAAUAAUCCUGAGGAACUACCAUCUUGUCCGCUGAAAUUCAUACCCAUUUGUCUCUGUUAUCUGUGUUCAAAUGGAAAGCCAUAAUAGCAGUAUUGAAUGCCGGUGGAGAGCUGAAGAAGUCAUUGGUGGGAACGCGAAAGCUCUUCAAGCUCUCAGGGAACUCAUCAUAUUCCCGCUUCUCUACUCUCACCAAGCUAAGAAGCUCGGUGUCAAAUGGCCGCAAGGUUUGCUUCUGUAUGGUCCUCCAGGCACUGGAAAGACAAGUCUAGUACGGGCAGUUGUUCAGGAAUGUGGAGCACAUUUGACAGUUAUCAGUCCUCAUUCUGUCCAUAAAGCACAUGCUGGGGAAAGUGAGAGAAUUCUUCGCGAGGCCUUUUCAGAGGCAUCAUCUCAUUCAAAUUGUGGCAAGCCAUCGGUUAUCUUUAUAGAUGAAAUAGAUGUACUCUGUCCUCACCGUAAUUCCAGAAGGGAGCAAGAUGUUCGAAUUGCUUCCCAACUCUUUACAUUGAUGGAUUCGAAUAAGCCAUCCUCAGCUAUGCCAAGAGUUGUUGUGGUUGCAUCAACUAACAGAGUGAAUGCAAUUGACCCUGCCCUUAGAAGGUAUGGACGUUUUGAUGCCGAAAUUGAAGUUACUGCCCCAAAUGAAGAGGAGCGCUUUCAAAUUCUCAAGCUUUAUACAAAGAAGAUUCCCUUGGAUCCUGGUGUUGACUUAAAAAUGAUUGCUGCAUCUUGCAAUGGAUAUGUUGGGGCUGAUUUGGAGGCUUUGUGCCGUGAGGCUACUAUAUUAGCAGCUAAAAGGUUCAAAAGUGAAAAUGAAAAUGCUAGUAAUUUAAACAUAAUGAUGGAAGAUUGGAACAAUGCCAGAGCUAUGGUUGGUCCCAGCAUUACAAGAGGUGUUACAGUGGAAAUUCCUAAAGUGACUUGGGAGGAUAUUGGGGGAUUAAAAGAAUUGAAGAAAAAGCUCCAGCAAGCUGUUGAAUGGCCUAUCAAGCAUUCAGAAGCAUUUUCAAGAUUAGGCAUUUCUCCUGUACGUGGGAUUCUUUUGCAUGGGCCUCCAGGAUGUUCCAAAACAACGCUUGCAAAAGCUGUUGCAAAUGCUGCCCAAGCUUCUUUCUUUUCCUUGAGUGGUGCAGAAAUGUAUUCGAUGUAUGUUGGAGAGGGGGAAGCAUUGCUCCGUAACACAUUUCAGAGAGCACGCCUGGCAGCACCAAGCAUAAUAUUUUUCGAUGAGGCUGAUGUGGUAGCUGCCAAGCGGGGUGAUUUUUCAAGCAAUAGCAGUACAGUUGGAGAAAGGCUUUUGUCGACUCUUCUGACUGAGAUGGAUGGUUUAGAGGAAGCUACUGGAAUUCUUGUUUUGGCGGCUACGAAUCGCCCUUAUGCAAUAGAUGCUGCCCUUAUGCGCCCUGGACGUUUUGAUCUGGUGCUGUAUGUUCCCCCACCUGAUUCAGAAGCUCGAUAUGAAAUACUGUGUGUCCAUACACGUGGCAUGAAACUAGGGAGUGAUGUCAAUCUCAGAAGACUAGCAGAUGAUACCGAGUUUUUCACAGGCGCUGAACUUGAGGGUUUAUGCAAGGAAGCUGGAAUUGUUGCUCUGAGAGAAAAUAUCUCUGCUACUGCCGUGUGUGAUCGCCAUUUCCAGGUGGUGAGGAAUUCUGUAAAUCCAGCAUUAACAAAAGAAGAAAUUGAUUCUUACUCAUCUUUCAUGAAGACCUCAUCAUCAGCAUUUUCUAGGCAUUUCAAAUCAAGUUCAAAACUUGAUAAUAAGAGAAGUAAUAUCUUAGGUUCCAUGGCUAAACUAGGUAUUGUCGGCUGUCUGCUACUUGCUGCUACUAAAUACUUUUUCAUGCAUGAAGAACAAUCUGUAUAUGAAGUAGCUAUCACCUGAAGAAUCUUGUCCCAUUUUGUCUCUAGUCUUAACAUUGACUCGGUUUAACAAGACAACAUUGAUUUGUGCAGUUGUCUCUUGGUUUUUCUUAAAAAUUAGAUAUGGGCUCUGCUUUCUGCAGAUUUAUCUGAUGCACA
Messenger RNA from Prosopis cineraria, 2335 nucleotides. RefSeq names its product cell division control protein 48 homolog B-like. The transcript is spliced from 12 exons. Gene Ontology annotation, molecular function: ATP binding; ATP hydrolysis activity. NCBI's taxonomy places the organism in Eukaryota, Viridiplantae, Streptophyta, Magnoliopsida, Fabales, Fabaceae. The record is from RefSeq and is a predicted model, not a curated record. The coding region runs from base 384 to 2198 and encodes 604 amino acids.